Messenger RNA from Sardina pilchardus (European sardine), 1537 nucleotides. RefSeq names its product small muscle protein X-linked (gene smpx). Bases 307 to 570 code for a protein of 87 amino acids. Gene Ontology annotation, cellular component: muscle tendon junction; costamere; M band. The transcript is spliced from 7 exons. NCBI's taxonomy places the organism in Eukaryota, Metazoa, Chordata, Actinopteri, Clupeiformes, Clupeidae. The record is from RefSeq and is a predicted model, not a curated record.
UGCCGAAAGCAAAGGUUGCCUGCAGUUGGGUGAAGCUCAAGACUCAGGAAGCAAAUAUACUCAGUCUAUUAUUCGGCAGAGUAUGUGACACAUCUCAGUGUUUUACAGGACAGCCAGACUUUCUUCCUCAGUACUUUCAACUUCUGUGGUAGGAGUUCACUUCAGGAGAAACUUGAAGGAGGAGGAGAGGACCUGAGAGAGACCAGGCAGGGCGUGGUCUGCCCCCGAGCCUUACAAGCACUUCUGAGGAGGCAGACAAACAUCUGCGUUCUACUACAUCAGGAUUCUGGACUUUUCUGUGAAAAAAUGUCCAAGCAGCCAUCGUCCAACGUCAAAGCCUUGCAGGCCAACCUUAAUAUCCCGAUGGGCGCUCUACGUCCGGGGGCGGGACAUCCUAUAAAGAGGAGAGAGGACACAGUAGAGGCAGAAGAGAUGCCCCCUCAGGAGCCCCAAAGCAGUCCCGAGGAGAAGAAGCAGAUGCCGGGAGCGGUCAAGCUCCCUGGUCCUGCCGUCAACCUCUCCGAGAUCCAGAAUGUCAAGAGCGAACUGAGAUGGGUCACUAAGGAUUAGAUGCCAAGGAUCAGCCCCUGCUCCCCUGCCCUGACGAAACAUAUGGACUGAGCCACUCUGGGUCCCAGACCCACACCAAGACUGACAGCCCUUUCCUGCUCAACUACUGUAUUGCCCAAGUUCACACACACACACACACACACAUACACACACACACACACACACACACGCACACACACACACACAGACACACACACAUGCAUACACACACUCUCACACACACAUGUUCACACAUACACACACACGACAACCAGUAGUAGUAGUGCCAAGACAGUAGUGUCUUGGCAAAACGUUUCAUUAUAUCGAUGAAGAUCAAGCCUGUCUUUGGGCAUCAGAUGGGACUGUGGAGAAAUGACCAGCGUCCACCUGUGUGAGGAACCAAAACAACGGCAAUCCCCAAAACAUGAACCACAGUGGGACUGAGGAAGACCUUCAACACUGACAGGGAAGAGUGGGGGGUAGGGUUGGGGUUGGGGGCAGAUCCUUCGCUCUGAAAGACUGACCAGGGGAGAGGAGGAACAAGCACACACACACACACACACACACACACACACACACACAGUUACAAAACACAACUAUAUAUAACACAACACAACACACACACAGUUACAAACGUCAUCUCUGUAUGUUCCUUGGCUUUCUGUUACGCAUUUGCAAUCUGUUGUUCCUGAUGCCACACACUGGUCUUCAGAAAUCUGAUCUUGAAAAGUGUGGCAUUUGUUUGUGCUUGUGAACAUGAGGAUCAUGUAUUAUGGCUGGUUUUUGAGUCUACUGUAAGUCACUUAAGUACUGUGUGCGUGUGUUUGUUUGUGUUUCUUUGACUACUGUGUUCAGACUGUAUUCACUCCGAUAAUUUACUUUCAAGUCUGACAAAUGAUUUACUGUAUGCAUCCUGAAGCUGACAAAGUUGUAGUCAACAAACUCACUUUUGAUGAAUGUGACUCCAAAAAAAAAAGAUGGAAGUUUU